CUAUAAAAGCAAACCAUACCCUCCCAACGGAAGGAAAUGCCUUUUGGUUUCUGCAAUCCACUCACUACUCAGUUAACCGAUUUCUCUCAAUCAAUGGGGCAUUCUGCUCGUCGAGACGCCAGUCCUAUCAUAAAAAACGUUCUCCUUCUGGAUUCGGAAGGAAAACGGGUAGCAGUCAAAUAUUUUUCAGAUGAAUGGCCUGCUAAUAGUACAAAAUUGGCUUUUGAAAAGCUUGUAUUUACUAAAACUCAGAAGACCAAUGCUAGGACUGAAGCUGAGAUAGCAAUGUUUGAGAACAAUGUUGUGGUGUAUAGAUUUAUACAAGAUUUACACUUCUUUGUAACUGGAGGUGAUGAUGAAAAUGAACUAGCUCUAGCUACAGUCCUGCAGGGUUUCUGUGAUUCAGUUACACUUCUCCUCAGGGGUAAUGUUGAUCAAAGGGAGGCACUUGAAAACUUGGAUUUGAUCUAUUUGUGCCUUGAUGAGAUUGUUGAUGGAGGGAUGAUUCUUGAAACAGAUGGGAAUAUGAUUGCUGGAAAAGUAGCUACACACAGCAUAGAUGAAGGGUCUCCCUUGUCAGAACAGACUAUCACUCAAGCUUUGGCUGCAGCUCGUGAACAUCUGACAAGAUCGCUUCUCAGAUAAUUGAUUUACACUUAUAUUUAAUUUACUUUGGGUGAUUUGCUUUCAAAUUCUUGUGUACACUCUCAUUUUUGUCCUAAACUAAGUCAUAAUUUAAUGACUAUGGUUAUUUCUUUGA
This is a messenger RNA of Lactuca sativa (garden lettuce), 760 nucleotides long. RefSeq names its product coatomer subunit zeta-1. NCBI's taxonomy places the organism in Eukaryota, Viridiplantae, Streptophyta, Magnoliopsida, Asterales, Asteraceae. The record is from RefSeq and is a predicted model, not a curated record. Gene Ontology annotation, cellular component: COPI vesicle coat. Gene Ontology annotation, biological process: retrograde vesicle-mediated transport, Golgi to endoplasmic reticulum; intra-Golgi vesicle-mediated transport; intracellular protein transport.